UGCUCGUCGCCUCGGACCGGCCGGCCGCCUCCGUCGCCGUCGCCUCAGCCGCCGCCGCCGCCGACGGGCUCUUGCUUUGGGCUUCCACCGACUUCCCGUUCGCGUUUCGCCUCUGUUCUCGCUGAGCUCCAACCGCAGUGAGCUGCGGUCGUGAAUCUUAUCCGAACUUGAGCGCUUAGUUGUCAAGUUGGAUAAGGACGGUCGGAUCCCUUCAACUUCCUGUUGAUUAUCUCUCUGAGGACGCCGGUUUCUCUUCUUCCUUGUGAAUCGAAAACCCUAACACGAUGCCGGCGCCACCGUCGUCGGUGCAGCUUCUCACACCGGAGACGCUGCUGGCUUCCGGCAAGGGCUCCGAGCGACUGAGCCUGCCGACAUUGCAAUCAAAGAUGAAGUGCGACCCCGAAGGCUAUGAAUCCGAGCUUGUCCUCCUCCGUCGCCACUUCGGCUCCUCUCUCCAGCUUUUCCGACAGCAAUCGACCCUUGCUCCUUCCACUGAUCCUGCGGUCGUGAAAGACCUUGGUGAUUUUGCUAUGUUCCUUGCCCACGUCUCCCCCUUGUACCCUUCCCACCUCGCUGAUUUCCCUGGUGAGCUUAUUGAUUUUCUUCGUUCUGAUGCUGGUUCGCUGCCUUCGUCUCUUCGGUGUCAUCUUGUGCAGGCUCUCAUUCUUCUCGUCAAUAGAAAGUUAGUUACUAUUGAAGAAACUCUUGAACUGUUUAUGGCCCUGCAAAUUCUUGGUGAUCGAACUAUGCGGAAAAUGGCUUUUGCCCAUGUUGUUCAUAGCAUCCGAAGAAUGAACCAGAAACAUAAAAAUGAAGCCAACAAUCGGAAACUGCAAAACAUCUUAUUUUUGAUGCUACAGGAGGAGGAUGAAGCAAGGGCUAAAAGGUCUCUUGUUGUUCUUUCUGAUCUUCACCGACGCAGGGUGUGGUUUGAUGAUCGGACAGCUAAUGCCAUUUGCACUGCAUGUUUUCACUCAUCAUCUAGGAUUUUGAUAUCUGCUCUUUCAUUCUUGCUUGGUUAUGAACAAGUUGAAGAAGAGGAUGAUAGUGAUAAUUCCAGUAGUGAAGAUGACACAACUAAUCAAACUGCCCAGAUUAUUCUCAGUAGAGAAGCUGUUUACAAGGCACAUCGCAAAGGCACUACUUCCAGCAAGAAAAAGAAGAAGGCGAAGUUGCAGCGUGUUGCUCGCAGCAUGAAAAAGCAGCAACGCAUUUCAUCAGAGAAUAACAAUUCAAAUUGGUAUUCUCCACUUGCUCAUCUACAAGAUGCACAGGGUUUUGUAGAUAAAUUGUUCUCUCGUCUUCAGAAAUGCAAUGAACGGUUUGAGGUUAAGAUGAUGAUGUUGAAAGUAAUCGCUAGAACUGUGGGGAUGCAUCGAUUAAUCCUUCUAAAUUUCUACCCAUUUCUUCAAAAAUACAUUAAGGCUCAUCAACGUGAUGUCACAACUCUGCUUGCUGCAGCAGUGCAGGCUUGCCAUGAUAUGGUGCCUCCUGAUGCGAUUGAACCAUUGUUCAGACAAAUAGUAGAUCAAUUUGUUCAUGAUCGUUCUCGUACAGAGGCAAUUGCUGUUGGACUGAAUGUUGUAAGGGAGAUCUGCCUGCGAAUGCCUUUGUUAAUGAAUGAAGACCUUCUUCAAGAUCUUGUCCUGUACAAGAAGUCGCAUGAAAAAGCAAUUUCAACCGCUGCUCGCUCCUUGAUCAUGCUAUUCAGAGAGAUCUGUCCUUCUCUAUUGGUUAAAAAAGACAGGGGCCGGCCUACUAACCCAAAAGCAAAGCCAAAAGCAUUUGGAGAAGUCAACAUAGAAACCAGUGUCCCUGGUCUUGAGUUGCUACAAAAUGAUGGUAACUCGAUGCCUGAAAGUUCAGAUGAUGAACUUAAUAGUUAUGAUGAUGAAGAUGACCUGCCACAGUCAAAUCUUGAUUCUGGUCAUGAUAAUGAGGCUUUCUAUGAGUCAAAAGAAGAUAGUUGUAGGAGUGAAGAUGAUGAGGAAGACCAAGCUGCAGUUUCAGAUGAAGAAGAAGAUGAUGAUGACACAGAUACCCUAGGGGACAGCUGUAAGGGUUUGGGACCACGAAGCUGUGACAAUAACCAUGGUAUUAUUAGUGAUGACAGUGACAGUGAUGAUGACAUGGAUGAUGAUGAUUCUGAUGAGGACACUGAUGAAGAAGAAUCAGCUCAAAAAUCACUUGCACAAACGGCAGACGUUGAGGAAGAUGUUGAAGAAGCAGCAAAUGAUGAGGAUGAGGAUGACAUGAAGAAGGCUAAAACACUGAAAAGGAAGUUUGUUGAUUAUGCUGGGAAACCAAAUGAGACCAGUCUUCGGGCUUUGAAGAGAUUGGCAGGAUCCAACAUGUCACCAAUUCCUUCAGUAGAUGACAAAGAAAUUCUUUCUAAUGAAGACUUUCAACGGAUUAAAGAGUUAAAGGCGAAGAAAGAAGCAAAGCUUGCUUUGUCUCGACAAGGUCUUCUGCGGAAGGGGUCAGACCCAAAGCUAUCUGCUCUCAAGCUUCCAUCAGCUGAACAACUGAGUUUAAAGUGGGUGGAUCCAGCUAAGCUUGAGAUUCAUGUAAAAAGAAAACUUAGCAAGGAGGAGAGACUUGCAUUAGUUAAAGCCGGAAGGGAAGAUAGAGUGAAGUACCAGGCCCGAACUGCAACUAAGCAAAAUAAGACGGGUGGACUUAGCAAUCGUCAGAAGGAACACAAAAAGGCGAUGCCUCUCGCUGCCAAACGUGCAAAGGUAGCUCGUUCUCGCCAUGAGAAGAGGAAGAAGCAAAAUAGAUCCGGCAAACAGUUCCGGGGAAAGAAAGCCUGGAAGUGAGACAACUACAACAAUGUUGUUUUCACCAAGUUUUGAAGAGGCUAAUUUUGUUUUCCUUUUUUUUUUUAAAUGUUUUUGCGUUGUUGUUUGAACCCACAUGGCUGUAAUCCAUAUGUAAUUUUUACUGUUGUUAUUCUUAGUGAAUAGCAUUAUAUUAUGAAAGAAUUACUACUCAAUACGUGGAUUGUUACAAACUAAUGAAAGACAAUGUUUUGAUCUGUCAA
This is a messenger RNA of Dioscorea cayenensis subsp. rotundata (Guinea yam), 3043 nucleotides long. RefSeq names its product protein SDA1 homolog. The transcript is spliced from 16 exons. NCBI's taxonomy places the organism in Eukaryota, Viridiplantae, Streptophyta, Magnoliopsida, Dioscoreales, Dioscoreaceae. The record is from RefSeq and is a predicted model, not a curated record. Gene Ontology annotation, cellular component: nucleolus. Gene Ontology annotation, biological process: ribosomal large subunit export from nucleus; ribosomal large subunit biogenesis. Bases 285 to 2819 code for a protein of 844 amino acids.